Messenger RNA from Vespa velutina, 1386 nucleotides. RefSeq names its product putative tricarboxylate transport protein, mitochondrial (gene sea). The record is from RefSeq and is a predicted model, not a curated record. The transcript has 4 exons. Lineage: Eukaryota; Metazoa; Arthropoda; Insecta; Hymenoptera; Vespidae. The coding region runs from base 125 to 1123 and encodes 332 amino acids. Gene Ontology annotation, biological process: mitochondrial citrate transmembrane transport.
ACGACGACAAAAGAGAAGAAGGGGAAUCGAAGUAUCGUUAGGCGGGACACAUGACUUAAUCAGACCAGUUCAGUUUCAACGUCUUGAGCGAGAAGGGACUGCCGGUUUUAUUGUUAGGAGUAACAUGGAUUCACCUUGGUUAAAAUAUCAAUUUACAGAAGAAUCAUCGAUUAUAUCGGCAUACAAUAGCAAUAAUCCAUUUAUAAGAAGACCAUGGCUUCAAAACGGUCCGGUUGCGGCUGCUGUUGGUGGUACUAACAUCGGUUUCAAAGGAAUCGUAGCUGGUGGUAUUACUGGUGGUAUAGAAAUUUGUAUUACAUAUCCAACUGAAUAUGUAAAAACACAACUACAAUUGGAUGGUAAAAGUGGAGCUGGUAAAGAAUACACAGGAAUAUGGGAUUGUAUAACAAAAACUGUAAAGACUCGUGGAUUCUUUGGACUAUAUAGAGGUCUAUCUGUUCUCCUUUAUGGGUCUAUUCCAAAAUCAGCAGUACGUUUUGGUGCUUUCGAGUCAAUAAAGAAAAGAUUGGUCGACGAUGACAGAAAUCUGAAUGCUCAAAGAAAACUUUUGUCAGGACUUUGCGCUGGUGUAUGUGAAGCCGUUUUUGUAGUGACUCCUAUGGAAACUGUCAAAGUAAAAUUCAUUAAUGAUCAAAGAUCCCCAAAUCCCAAGUUUAAAGGAUUUUUUCAUGGUGUAAGAUUGAUAGUUAAAGAAUAUGGAUUUAAGGGGGUAUACCAAGGUGUUAUGCCUACUAUUUUGAAACAAGGUUCUAAUCAAGCAAUUCGAUUUUUUGUAAUGGAAACAUUAAAAGACUGGUAUAGAGGUGGUGACAAUACUAAAAAUGUUCCUAAAGUUGUUGUUGGUGCAUUUGGUGUCUGUGCUGGAGCAGCUUCAGUUUUUGGAAACACUCCUAUUGAUGUUGUAAAAACUAGAAUGCAAGGUUUGGAGGCAUCGAAAUAUAAAAGCAGUAUAGAUUGCGUUAUUCAAGUUUGGAAAAAAGAAGGUCCAUUUGCUUUUUAUAAAGGCACUAUUCCAAGAUUAAGCAGAGUAUGUUUGGAUGUUGCUAUAACAUUUAUGAUUUAUGAUUCAUUUAUGGAUCUGUUUAACAGUGUUUGGCCAUGAGAAAAUUUGCAUUUAUAGAAUUUUUAUUUCUUUAUAUUAUCGUGAGUGAUAUAUCAUGUAAACCUUAUGAGCAUGUUUGCGUAAUGUGUUCGUACAGUAAUGAUUGAAUUUUCUUUUUUAUAGUAAAUUAAUUAUUGUUUAGAGAUAUAGUUUAUUAAAUUCGUAAACUUUUUUGUUUUACGCAUUGAUAAUUCGAUAUAUUUUAGUAGAAAAUAGAAUAUCUACUGAAUUUACUGCACAAAAUACAUUUAUAUAUUUAUAUA